AACUUUCUGACGCAAACUUUUUGAUUGGCGGUCUUCUCCUUGCUUCCUUCACUUCAUUCACUCUCAAAUUUACAGAAAAUGGCUACCGAGGAGUUGCUGACUGAGCAAUUUCAGUUUUUAGGUAUUAGCGUGCAGAAAGAAGUUCUAGCAAAAUGUGUGAGUUUAUGCGAAGAAUACGACGUCGACGCCGAAACUUUUGUCGAACAAUGGAUGGCGUUCAGUUUAACGAACUUAAAUGGCGCCCCUCCGAAUUUGGAUAGCUUGGAUUCACUUGAGAGAAAGGAAUUUUCCAAGCGGGCGGAUCGCCUCAGCGCGCCCGUUAAAGAUGCUAGAACGAGUACCGGCACAAGUGUCGCGGUGUACGGAGCGUCCGUUGCUACUCAGCCAGAUAAUGAAGUCCUAUCUAAAUACAUAGCCGUAACUCCAAAGAGAAUUAAAGUGGAGGAUACAAGUCGUAAACACGAGUUGACGGCAGCUACAUACUCCCCGAAGACCGGAGCCUCAUCAAAAUACAGCACGCGAGGCAACGCCGGCACAGUCCUUCACAGCUACGGCGACGAUGACUUGUUACAAGCCAUCACCACGCCCAGCGGGCCCAAUGACGCGCUCAACGUCACGCAGGUGCCCAACCACGACGGCGAGCUGUACACUAAAGCCAUGUUUGGCUUUGAACUCCUCCCCGAGAAGGCCAGCAUAUACGACGCACACAUCAGCUACAUCUCACGACACAUAAUGAAGAAGGCCGGCAUUACAGAGUGCAGCUCUGUCAGGCAGAAAACACAGACGGAGACGACAGUGGCGGGGCGGAUUGAGUGUGACGCGGACGCGAGGCUCAACCCCAAAUGCGUGGUUCUGCAGGGUACGUGGGAGCACUCGCUCAGCCAAGCCGUGCCCGUGGACUUGGACGGUAUAAAACAGUAUUCCCUAUUCCCCGGCCAAGUAGUGGCGAUGCGGGGCACCAAUCCGCGCGGAGACAAGUUCCUGGCGCAAGAAGUAUUCUGUGAUGGCUCGCUGCCGUUACCUGACCAUAGAGCGGAUAUGAUUAAUGCUUUACAAGGAAACUUGUCAAUGGUGGUCGCCGCAGGUCCUUACACGACCUCCGACAAUCUCUCCUACGAGCCCCUCAAAGACCUGGUUACAUACAUCAGCACACACAAACCCCACAUCGUCAUCAUGACGGGACCCUUCAUGGAUGCCGACCACGCUAAGCUCAAGGACAACACGCUGGCAGAGACUUACAAGUCGCUGUUUGAGAAGCUGAUCGAUAGUUUAGCGGAGCUUAAUACUAGUUGUCCAUCCACCAAAAUCUACAUAGUAUCCAGCCACAAGGACGCCUUCCACCUGAACAUAUUCCCCACGCCGCCGUACUCGACGCGGCGCAAGCAUCCACACGUGCACUUCGUGCCGGACCCGUGCACGCUCAACAUCGGGGGCAUCAUCGUCGGGGCCACGAGCGCUGAUGUGCUCAUGCAGAUUAGCCAGGAGGAGAUAUCGCUAGGCAUGGGCGGCGACAAGCUGGCCCGCAUGGCGUCGCACGUGCUGAGCCAGCAGUGCUACGCGCCGCUGUUCCCCGCGCCGCCCGCGCAGCCCACGGACGCCGCGCUGUGGGCGCAGCACGCGCACGUGCCGGCCACGCCGCAUGUGCUGGUGCUGCCUUCUAACUUCAGAUAUUUUGUUAAGGAGGUGAACGGCACAGUGGUGGUGAACCCGGAGCGGCUCACCAAAGGCACAGGCGGAGGCACGUUCGCGCGCCUCGCGGUCCGGGCGGACGCGGACGCGGACAUGAGGCGGGUCGCGGCGCAGGUGGUGCGCAUUUGAUAUCAUUACCUAAUAAAACAU
Cydia strobilella is the source of this 1839-nucleotide messenger RNA. RefSeq names its product DNA polymerase alpha subunit B (gene DNApol-alpha73). Gene Ontology annotation, biological process: DNA replication; DNA replication initiation. Gene Ontology annotation, cellular component: alpha DNA polymerase:primase complex. Lineage: Eukaryota; Metazoa; Arthropoda; Insecta; Lepidoptera; Tortricidae. The record is from RefSeq and is a predicted model, not a curated record. Gene Ontology annotation, molecular function: DNA binding. The coding region runs from base 79 to 1818 and encodes 579 amino acids. The transcript has 12 exons.